Alligator sinensis (Chinese alligator) is the source of this 1540-nucleotide messenger RNA. It is a transcript of the gene SP6, whose product is annotated as Sp6 transcription factor. NCBI's taxonomy places the organism in Eukaryota, Metazoa, Chordata, Crocodylia, Alligatoridae. Gene Ontology annotation, molecular function: RNA polymerase II cis-regulatory region sequence-specific DNA binding; DNA-binding transcription factor activity, RNA polymerase II-specific. The record is from RefSeq and is a predicted model, not a curated record. Bases 276 to 1385 code for a protein of 369 amino acids. Gene Ontology annotation, biological process: regulation of transcription by RNA polymerase II. The transcript is spliced from 3 exons.
CCCAGAAGGGCAAAGGCUUCUAUCAGCCACUUUGGCCUUGCCUGGAAGGGUUAAAAUCAUCUGGGGCAGUUCUGCCUGACACGGCGCUCAACCAGACGAUCAUUUUGGGGACCGGCUCCGUUCAUCAGACUGGCUGCCCUGGGGAUUUUCCUUUGCGGAAGGCAAAAGGAUUCGCCUAACAAGCCAAUGAGGAAGGACCUGCAGGGUGAUCGCAACACCUACCAGCCUUUUUAAAUCCGUCUGUCUGGGCUGCCUUGCUGCUUUGGAGUCUGGCAAUGCUAACAGCUGUCUGUGGCUCUCUUGGCAAUCAGCACUCGGACACACCUUGUGCCUCCCCCACCCACCUGGACCUGCAGCCACUGCAGACUUACCAGCCUCACGCCAGCUCCGAGGCAGAAGGCGACUUUUCCUCUCUCCAGCCCCCAGAGCUCCCACACCUGCCCUUGGUGGUCCCUGACGUAGAGUUCUCAGCCACCCCUAGCUAUGACCUGCAUGGCUCUUCGCAGAUAGACUUGGACAGUGACAACCCGCUGGCUCCCAGCUCUUACUCCAAGCUCCUGCAGACACCUCCUGAAAUGGCUCACCACUACGAGCCCUGGUUCAGGCCCUCACACCCCAGCAAUGCUGCUGAGGACAGCAGUGUGAACCCCUGGUGGGACCUUCAUGCUGGAUCCAGCUGGAUGGACCUUCAACAUGGUCAAGGUGGCCUCCAAGCGCCAGGCCACACGGGGGGACUCCAGCCAGCACUGGGGGGCUAUGGCUCCACCGAGCACCAGCUCUGCGGCCCGCCUCACCACCUUUUGCCCUCUGCCCAGCACCUGAUGGGCCAGGAAGGGGUCAAACAGCUUGAAUCUCCGCAGGAUCCCCAUGUUCUCGAGCAGGCCAUGGACAGCACUGCUAGGCCGAAGAGCUCAAGACGAUCCAUGCCACGGAGCUCUGGUCAGGCUGUGUGCCGCUGCCCAAACUGCCAGGAAGCUGAGAGGGUAGGACCGUGCCCAGACAGUGCCAAGAAGAAGCACCUUCACAACUGCCACAUUCCUGGAUGUGGCAAGGCUUAUGCCAAGACGUCCCACCUGAAGGCCCACCUGAGGUGGCACAGUGGGGACCGCCCCUUUGUCUGCAACUGGCUCUUCUGCGGCAAGCGCUUCACCCGGUCUGAUGAGCUCCAGAGACACCUCCAGACCCACACAGGCACCAAGAAGUUCACCUGCCCCGUGUGCAGCCGGGUCUUCAUGAGGAGCGACCACCUCAGCAAACAUAUGAAGACACAUGAAGGCACCAAGGAGGGGGCAGAAGGAGAGGGGAAGGGUGGGGCAGACCUUCCAGGGAAAGGGAAGCGAGAGCCCGAUGCCGGAGGCUCCAGCACCCUCACCCAGCCCAACUGAGCCCCUGCCCUCACCAAGACGUCCCUGCCCUGCUCUGGUGCCAUGUAAGGGGUGCUCCCUACCUGCUACCUUACCUUCCAGCUGGUUGUACAUGGGACUGGUUGUACAUGGCUGUCCCCUCCGAGAAAGUGGCUAUUUAUUCUAUUGGGGAAAAA